AGCGAAAAUGCCAAGUUUUGUGUCCAAUCAACUAGGGAGGCGAAAUUUUCAGGAAACCGGACGGCUGACCAUGUCGGUUGAAAAUUCAAACGUUGGCGUCAACUCACAAGUAAACGUCAAUGGCAGAGACGACGACGCUACCUUCUUUGCCUUUCUAUAGCAGCAUAUACGAAAAGGAAAGUCUGCAAAAAUUCAGACCUGUAUAUAUGCUUGAUUGAUUGUAUUUCCAUCUUUGAUUCUGUAGGUUAAAGUCUUUACAUUGUACAUUAACAUAACGAGAGAAUAGAAGGAGCAAGUCGUUUUCUUCUGAAACUUUGGCUCUCUUUGAUUCUUGUUACUUUCCGAGGAGCAACAAUGGCGACGAAGUUCCAAGAGAAGCUCGAAUUCCUCGACAUCCUCAAACAAUCUGCCAGACUCCUCCGCUGUAACACCAGUCUACUAAUCUGGGUUUUCUUCAGUUCUGUUCCUCUCUUUUCUUUCUUAAUCUUCUUCGAGCUCUCUCUCCAGAACACCCUUUACCACGCCUCCCUGUAUCUCUCCCGACAUCAAAGAUACUCCAGUUGGAGUUAUUAUUAUUACUCUUAUGGAAAAUCCAUGCCCGGAUCCGGCGGGGCUGUGGUUUGGCCGAUGUUCCAGACAUGUCUCCUCUACCUUUUCCCGUAUCAGUUUCUGAAUCUCUUCACCACGACGACAGUAGUGGCCGCGUCAUCGGCCGUAUACACGUCGGAUGAACCGAUGGGUCUUCCGAUUUUGGCGCGGAGGUCUGUCGAAAUCUGUCGGAACAGGCUUCGAGGCUGUCUGAUUACGUCUCUGUAUGUCCUCCUCUUCUCAACCUCCGUCCUCUUCGGCUUCAUCUUCACUGCCACGAAUUACUACUACUGGGCUUUUCUGUUCGGCCAAUACGACUACUCCUAUGUUCUUAUCGAUCUCCAUGGAGAAGAAAGCUAUCAUUACAACUGGCCCUAUGGCCAGGGCGACCUGACGAAGCUUCUGCUUCAUAUCUCUGUGGUUCUGCUUCACGGAGCAGCCUUUGUAGUUCUGUCAGCGAAGCUCAGCAAGUGGAGUGCGGGAUGGAACAUGGGUCUGGUCGUUUCGGUAUUGGAAGUCGGGAGCGAGGAGGAAGCUGUCUAUGGCAGUGAUGCUCUGUCGCUGUCGGCUUGUUACGGAAGAGGACACGAAAGGCAAGGACUUUGGCUAAUGCUCGUGUUCUUCGUGAACGCUCUGGUUCUGAGGCUCCCCUGUUUUUACUCGGACUGCAGUGCCAGUCGGACCGGGGUGUACUACACUUGUGCCUAUGCCGGUUUGAUCUGUGCGGGGAAUGCGUUCAAAUGGGUUGCUUGCGUUUUGUUUUAUCACGAAUCCAGGACCCGGGCUCUAAAGAAGAAGGCUGACCUUGAGGUAGGAGCCAAGGGAUACACUGAAAGUUCGUGACUUUGGGAUCAAGGUCUAAAUCUCGGACUGGAAAACUAUAAAAAUGGACCCUUUUGGUCCUUUACCUUUUACUGUAUUCAGUCAUUGCUUUACUUACUACCCCUUUCCGAACAAUCUUUUACUCAUUAUAUUAUGUUUUGAAGAGACUACCACUCUUAUCACUAAUGGAGCUCUUGUAGUCGCAUAGACUUUGAUAAAACAUGCUGAGAACAACCCUGAUGGGUUUCCACAAAUCACAAAAAAAAAAA
Messenger RNA from Tarenaya hassleriana, 1679 nucleotides. RefSeq lists its product as uncharacterized. The transcript has a single exon. The coding region runs from base 355 to 1431 and encodes 358 amino acids. The record is from RefSeq and is a predicted model, not a curated record. NCBI's taxonomy places the organism in Eukaryota, Viridiplantae, Streptophyta, Magnoliopsida, Brassicales, Cleomaceae.